CGCAACACAAUCACACACGCACCAUGCCCGCAGAUAUCAAGAAGAGGAAGCGCACCGAGGUCGCUGAAGAGGCAGACGUGUCGCUCGAGUUAUCAGCCCUGGCGCAGGGAGCCGAGGAGGAGCAUGAGGACGAGGACGAGGAGGCCGCCGACGACAUCGACGGCGACGAAGACAAGGACGACCCGCCGGAGAGCUCGUCGGCAGCCGCUGCUCGCACAAAGGAUGCGGCCAAAUCGAAAAAGUCGAAAUCCAAGUCCAAGACGCCGGCCAAGGGCAUCGUCUUCAUCUCGCGCGUGCCGCCCGGCAUGACGCCGUCCAAGAUCCGCCACCUCAUGUCGCGCUGGGGCGAGGUGCAGCGGGUGUACGCGCAGGCCAAGGACGCGGCGACGGGCUACAACCCCAACCACGCCAAGGAGAAGAAGCAGAAGAAGCACCAGUCUGCCAACUUUACCGAGGCGUGGGUCGAGUUUGAGGACAAGAGCAUCGCCAAGAUGGUCGCCAAGAUGCUUAAUGCGCAAGUGAUCGGCGGGAAGAAGGGUGACCGCUGGCGCGACGACAUCUGGACGAUGCGAUACCUGUCUGGCUUCAAGUGGGAGAUGCUGGGCGAGCAGAUGGCCUACGAGCGCCAGGUGCACCAGUCGCGCCUUCGCGCCGAGAUCACGCGCGCCAAGGCCGACCAGAACGAGUACCUCAAGAACGUCGAGCUCGCGCGCGUGCUCAAGAAGCGCGAGGAGAAGCGCGCCGCCGCACCCGCCCCGGCCGCCGGCGAGCCAAAGCCUGCCGCCGUCGUAAACGAAAAGGCAAAGCGGUCGUACAGGCAGCGCCAGGUCGCGGACCGCGCGCACGGCCUCGAGGCAAAGGGCAUGGACAGUGUCCUGGGGAGUAUUUUCGGGUAGUGGCGUGUUCGUUUGUGUACCAUGGCAUUGUUAUGGCAUUGUGUGUAUUGAGAUGCCUCCUGACCGGCCGGCGCGUCGUCGGCCGGAGCACAGACCGGACGCCAUCGACGACGUCGUCGGCCCGGCACGUUCUCGUCUACCUCGGCACCACCUCG
Messenger RNA from Vanrija pseudolonga, 1051 nucleotides. It is a transcript of the gene ESF2, whose product is annotated as Pre-rRNA-processing protein ESF2. Bases 24 to 896 code for a protein of 290 amino acids. NCBI's taxonomy places the organism in Eukaryota, Fungi, Basidiomycota, Tremellomycetes, Trichosporonales, Trichosporonaceae. The transcript is spliced from 4 exons. The record is from RefSeq and is a predicted model, not a curated record. Gene Ontology annotation, molecular function: RNA binding. Gene Ontology annotation, cellular component: nucleolus. Gene Ontology annotation, biological process: endonucleolytic cleavage to generate mature 5'-end of SSU-rRNA from (SSU-rRNA, 5.8S rRNA, LSU-rRNA); endonucleolytic cleavage in ITS1 to separate SSU-rRNA from 5.8S rRNA and LSU-rRNA from tricistronic rRNA transcript (SSU-rRNA, 5.8S rRNA, LSU-rRNA); small-subunit processome assembly.